Molecule: messenger RNA, 2937 nt
Organism: Oncorhynchus kisutch (coho salmon)
Lineage: Eukaryota; Metazoa; Chordata; Actinopteri; Salmoniformes; Salmonidae
Product: calcipressin-1
Exons: 5
Coding region: 559-1485 (308 amino acids)
Biological process (GO): calcium-mediated signaling
Cellular component (GO): nucleus; cytoplasm
Molecular function (GO): nucleic acid binding; calcium-dependent protein serine/threonine phosphatase regulator activity
Source: RefSeq, a predicted model, not a curated record
UGUGGUGUACGUCAGUAGUUGUGACUCUCAUAUAAGUGGCUGCAGAGACAGAGAGCUGGAGAUCAGACAGACAGAAGGCUGUAUUAUAUGAGACUUUUGCAAAUGCAGCCCAUAGUCUCGUUGGAAUGUUCUACAGCCUAGACGGAGGACUGUUUUCAGCUGUCGUGUAGCUGCCUGUCUCUGUCCUACAGACCUCACUGCCAAGGGUGGAACCUGAGCAAACUCUGGAUCUGGGCUAGCUGCUCAGUAGCUAACUGCUUCCGGCUUGAACGUCACUGGACAUUUUGGCUCUUCAUUUGGCCAGGACUGCAGGCUUUUGCAGCUCUCUUAGAGGGGUGUGGACUGUACAAACAGAGAGAGAUAGAGAAGAGGAGGAAGUAAGGGAAACGGGAAAAAUAAGUUUUAUUUUUUGUGGGAACGAGAUCUCCCUCAACCCUCACGCUGGGGAAGGCGGCGCAACCCCCCCACACCUGUCAUCUUCAUCCCGGCCCCUCCUCACAAACUCUGACCUCCCGCAUUAUCAGGUGGAAAGGCCUCUGCCUCCCUGCCCUUCCCAUCAUGCACCUCAAGACCACCAAGUGUAACGCCUUCUGCCUGGUUGCCUCGGUGACCAACCAGGAAGUGUUUGACAGGCCUGAGUCCCGGGAGAGGCGAAGGUCGAGAGCCGUGCAUCCUCCGAAACACGACCCAACCAAGCCGCACUGCUUUUUGACACAAUGCCCACUUAACCCGGAAGCCAGCCACACCGAUGUGUCGGAGGAAACACCGUACAACUGGCGACCGUGUCAGUGUGCAUGCGCCUGGCCCGGCCCGCCACAGGAGUCACUAAAGCGCGAUGGGACAAGGACAUCUCGGCCGGCCAAACCCUCCCCUAACCCGGACGACGCUGGGCCAAUUGUGCGCCGCCUCAUUGGUCUCCCAGUUGCGGCCGGCUGCGGCACAGCCUGGGAUCAUACCCGGGCCAGUUUUGAGUCUCUGUUCCGCUCCUUCGACCCGGACGUGAACUUCCAGUUCUUUAAGAGUUUCCGGCGUGUGAGAAUCAACUUCAGCGAUGCACUGGCUGCCGCUGAGGCGCGGCUCCGACUGCACAAGAGCGACUUCAAAGGCAAAGAGAUGCGCCUCUACUUCGCACAGUCCGUCCUCAUAGGCAGUCCCCGCCUGGAGCCCCCUAAACCUGACAAACAGUUCCUGAUCUCCCCCCCAGCUUCGCCACCAGUGGGGUGGCAGCAGGCCCCGGACGCCGUGCCCGUCAUCAACUACGACCUUCUCUGUGCCAUCUCCAAACUAGGGCCAGGUGAGAAGUACGAGCUUCACACCGGCACCCCCACCACCCCCAGCGUAGUGGUCCACGUUUGUGAGAAUGAGCAGGACAGCUCGGGGGGCGAAGACGACACAGAAGGAAGCACCAGCAGCAGCAACCGCCCCCCUCGCCCCAAAAUCAUCCAGACACGGCGUCCGGACAUCACCCCCGGCGUCAUGCAGUGAGCAGCAGAGAGAGGGGGCGCUCUAACAUCCACAAAGCAUGUCUCCCACAUCUGCCUCUCAGAAGUCAAUGACAACCUGGCCCUGGGAGGAUGCUGUUGGGACAUGUAAUACAUCCUCUCUAACACUAGGGGGAGUCGCCUCUCAAAGCCCUGCCUUUUCAUGGAGAGAGAGAGAGAAAGGAAAAGAGAGCGAGAGACAUUCAUCUCUUAUCAUUUCACAUUUAAUUUCUCUUUCGUCCUUCAUUUGGAACAAUAUUAGACACUUGAGAGAAAGAGAAGUAGACAGAGAAUAAAGAGCAAGGGAUGUUUUGAAUAUUUUUGCUGUAAAAAAACAGUUUUACUUAAUUUGCUUUGUAACCAUUGUAUAUGUUCAUGGUCAGGCAUGGUAGUGAGAGAGAGAUGUUGUAGUCCUCUCUAGAGAGACACCGGGGGAUCAACUUUCUUUGGAUUCAUUGUGACUUGUAAUUCAGGACCCCGUAACAAACCCUGUCUAUAGACUCAUUUCAUACUGUGUACUGGAUCCAUCAUUUUCUUGUCUAUAAGAUGUGUGCGCAUGCUGCAGUGGAGGCCGGCUUGUAAUAAUGGCUGAAACGGGCCGAAUGGAAUGGCGUCAAACUAUGUGUUUGAUGUAUUUGAUACCAUUCCACCUAUUGCGCUCCAGUCAUUACCACAAGCCCGUCCUCUCCAAUUAAGGUGCCGCCAACCUCCUGUGGAAUGCUGCCAUCACUAGCUCAGCGAUUUACAAUGUUUCACUCAUCAAGGAGUACAAAUGACAUUCUAUUUGAUGACGUCACAAUAGACCUAAUUAUUAUUCAUGAAUAAUUCCUAAUGGUCUUUACUCCAGGCCUAACAUUUGUAAGCAGAACACUUCAAAGUUACUUUCUUAGCAAAUGAACCUGUCAAGGAGUGAAUUCUAUGAAAGGGACUUGUUCAAUAAUAUGUCUCCAAUAAUGACUCCUCUGCUUCCAUAGCAUUGAGAUAUGUUACUGUAUGUUAAUACAAGCUCCUAGUUCAUCCUCCUUUGAUUGACAUAAAUGGCUGCCAUAUCACGCUGAUCACAUGGGGCAAGGAUGGCCUCCUGCAUGGGUCUUCAUAGCUUACUGUACAUUUUUGCUGCACAUCUUCCUGGCCAGUAUGGCUGGUCUCACUUGACUUACACGGCUAUUUUGGGGCCAUUUGGGCUCUGAACUGCAGUUACUGUAGGAGGGUUGGUUGUGUGCGCUGCUGUCAGGGGGAGGGGGGUUCAUAGGUUGUAGUGGGAGGCUUGUGUAGAUGCACUGUGAAAUGUUUAAUGCAUGCGCCAUCACAGCACAUCUGGAAGUUAUCCACCCCAGCGGUUUAGUUGCAUUAGUCAUUUAGCUACUUUUGUACUCGAACUAUUGACAUUCAUUAUAAUACUUUGAAUAAUAAUCUAGUGAGUUAUCAUGUAAUAAAGACUUCACCGCUAAAGUCA